Molecule: messenger RNA, 351 nt
Organism: Staurois parvus
Lineage: Eukaryota; Metazoa; Chordata; Amphibia; Anura; Ranidae
Source: the annotation of a GenBank genome assembly
CUAGACAUGCAGACGGCUUCUACAAACAUUGGUGAAAGAAUGGGUCGCUCUCAGGAGCUCAGUGACUCCAAGCGUGGUCCCGUGAUAGGUGGCCACCUGGGCAAUAAGUCCAUCCGUGACAUUUCCUGGCUACUAAAUAUUCCACGCUCAACUGUUAGUGGGAUUAUAACAAAGUGGAAGCCACUGGGAACAACAGCCACUCAACACGCCGCCACUGGACUCUAGAGCAGAGGAGGCGUGUUCUCUGGAGUGAAUAAUCACGCUUCUCUGUCUGGCAAUCCGAUGGACGUGUCUGGGUUUGGCUGUGGCCAGGAGAACGGUACUUGCCUGACUGCAUUGUGCCAAGUGUAA